Aspergillus campestris IBT 28561 is the source of this 3435-nucleotide messenger RNA. Its product is annotated as acetyl-CoA synthetase-like protein. The record is from RefSeq and is a predicted model, not a curated record. The transcript has a single exon. Lineage: Eukaryota; Fungi; Ascomycota; Eurotiomycetes; Eurotiales; Aspergillaceae. The coding region runs from base 1 to 3435 and encodes 1144 amino acids. Gene Ontology annotation, molecular function: catalytic activity; phosphopantetheine binding. Gene Ontology annotation, cellular component: cytoplasm. Gene Ontology annotation, biological process: secondary metabolite biosynthetic process; amino acid activation for nonribosomal peptide biosynthetic process.
AUGCUCGGCGACCAAGGUGCUUCAGAUUAUCCUCUUAUUAUAGCGUGUGGCAUCGGCGAACAAAGUAUCGCCAUCCAUGCCAUGUUUGACUCCAACGUGAUGAGCCUGGAGUUUUCCCGAUCCAUGAUCCACCAGUUGUCAUACACCCUUGGGCAGAUCAGCCAGCGCCCCGGGGCAUGUUUGAGAGACAUCCAUGGGAUCAACCCAGAAGACUUGGAGAGGAGUAUUAAGUGGAACAGUUCACAUAAAACAGAGAAGUGCAACAAGUGCGUUCACCAUUUGUUCGAACAACGCUGUAACGAACGGCCGUCUGCGCCAGCCAUUCGUGCCUGGGAUGGAGAGCUUACAUACAAUGAGCUCCAUAACGAGGCCUCUUGCCUUGCUAGCGCACUUGUCAAGGCCAAUGUGGAGCCUGAGAAGCUUGUCUUUAUUCUAUCAGAGAAAUCUCUUUGGACAGUUGUGGCUCUCCUGGGAAUAUUGAAAGCAGGUGGAGGGUUUGCACUGCUGGAUCCCUCGCAGCCAACAGAUCGCCUCACUGCAAUGUGCAAAUUAACUUCACCGCACUUGAUUCUGGCUUCAAGACAACACGCCGCCAAAGCAUCUCUCCUCGGACCACCGGUUUCAAUCCUGGAAGAUAUGGAGGUUCGAGAUACAAACACAGUAUCGGUGGACUGGCCUUGUGAACGACCAUGCCAGGCCGAAGGCCACCAUGUGCUGUUCGCGAGCUUUACUUCUGGCUCAACUGGAGAGCCCAAGGGGGUGCUUGUGGAGCACGCGGCUUUUACCAGUAGCCUUGAGAUCCCUGGAGUGAGCAGAGAGUCUUAUAUGCUCCAGUUUGCAUCGUAUAACUUCAGUGCAGGCAUUACAGAGCAUUUAACGGCACUAAUCCGAGGCGCCUGUCUGUGUAUCCCCUCGGAGAAGAAAUUGGAAAAUAACAUGGAGGAGGCAAUAAGUGAGCUUGGGCCCACCUGGGCAGUACUCACGCCAUCAGUGGCCAGGGUUAUUGACCCCAAAGCUGUCCCAUCCAUCAAGCAUCUGCUCCUCGCCGGGGAACAGAUAAGCCGCUCGGAAGUUAGUAAAUGGGAGAAGCACGUCGCGCUAUACGCUCUGUACGGGCAGACUGAGUAUGGCUGUGCUAUCAUGGCCACACCCAUUUCAUCGACAAGUGACCUAUCCACGCUUGGUACUCCGGGUUCCGGAACCGGCUGGAUUGUCGAUCCUAAGGACCAUAACCGUCUGAUGCCUCUCGGGGCUGAAGGGGAGCUGGUUCUCCAAGGGUCAUGCAUAGCAAGAUGCUAUGUAAAGAACGAGGAACAAACGAGGAACACGUUCAUAAAGCCCACAUGGAGACAACGGGUGGGUUUCGAGGAACAUUGCCGCUUUCUGAAGACUGGCGAUAUCUUUUCACGCAGCCCUGUCGACGGCUCGUUCCAAUAUAGGGGUCGCAAAGACAGGACGGUCAAGAUCCGUGGCCAAAGAAUGGAACUUGCCGAGGUCGAGUAUCAUCUGGCAGCGCAGUUUCCGGAAAAGCCCAAUGUAUGUACCGAGAUUGUUUACCCCAGUGAUGGCGGUCCUCAGUGUGGUAUGCUAGUCGCGGUCAUUCCCACUGCUCCUGGAAGCGGCGGAACGACAGAUACAUUCCGGCUUAUUGCACACGAUGGUGCAUUUGUACGCCGUGUCAAGACAGUCAUGGAGAACAUGCGAAAAGUACUACCCUCGUAUAUGAUGCCAAGUUCAUUCAUAUCGGUCACCAGCCUCCCCAGAACAGCAUCCGGAAAGAUCCAUCGGAAGCUCCUGAUAGAGACUAUCUCUCGAUUAUCUCGAAGAGAAUUACUUACCUACCUGAGUGCUCCCAAAGCUUUCAAGCCCCCGACUACAGAAACCGAAGCGGUUUUGCAGUCUCUGAUUGCCAAAGUAUUGUCUGAAGAUCCAGAGUGUAUCGGGAUGGAUGACCAAUUUCUGGCGUUAGGAGGGGACUCUCUCUCAGCACGACAGCUAGUAGCCCUUGCACGGACAGAGGGACUUUCCAUCAAAGUCUCUGAUUGUUUCCAGCAACCGGACGUGACUUCGCUUGCUCGGUGUGCCCAAACUUGCCAUGCUGUAUCUAGAAAACCCGUUCCUGACUGGAAGGGAUUUGAUCCUCUUCGUUCCCUGCGAGAGGACUUCUUGCGCCACCUUCCUGAACAGCUCACUGUCAGCAAUAUCGAGGACGUUGUUCCAACACGCGAAAUGCAAUUGUUUCUGGUACAGUACGGGAUAAUGGACUACAUACCGAUCCGAAUUUCGGGGCGUCUCGACCCGCUUCAAUUGCGCCUUGCCUGCCAAGGUUUGGUAAAGAACCACACCAUACUACGAACUACUUUUGUACCUUUCCGCGAUAAUCAUGUACAGGUUGUCCUGAAACAAGUGGAACUCCCAUGGACGGAGUUCACGGAGCCCCCAGACAACUACGACCCCGAUAUGUGGGCACAUUCUGUAUGUGCCAUGGACCGGAGAGCAUAUCAGACGAACGAGACAUUCGUCAAAUUCAUACUGCUACAAGACGACAGAACACAACAACAUACGCUGAUCAUGCGAGCCAACCACGGCCAAUUUGACGGGCUCUGCCUGGAAACCAUCCUGUCUGAUCUAGCAAAGCUGUACGAGAACAAGCCCCUCAAUAUCCAAGCCACCUACGCGGAUUACGUCCGCAAAUGUGCCGAAUUACGCACCACGCAGUCACUGCGCUUUUGGACGGAGCUAUUGAAUGGGUCAUCGCCAACGAACCUUCCACUCUCCCCCUCAAAAAACCACCAACAGCCCGUCUGCAUAGUCGCCUCCCGGGAUUUGCCCACAACGAGCCCGCUCCCUCGGGGGUUUACUUGGGCUACCGUGGUAAAAGCGGCUUGGUCAUAUGUCCUGCGGCAGAAGACGGAGCGCAAUGACCUCAUGUUUUGCCAAAUCACCAAUUGCCGGUUUGUCGGUAUCCCUGGGCAAGAGCGGAUCCUGGGGCCGUGUCUCAACCCUAUUCCGGUCCGUGUUCGAUACAAGGCCCAGUCGACAGUCAGAGACUUGUUAAGUGCUGUCCAGCGCCAGCACGUCGACUCGAUGGACUAUCACACCCUUGAAUGGGGCGAUAUAGUCGCUAAUUGUACGGAGUGGAACAACGAUACGGAGAUUGACUCCAUCGUUCUGCACGAGAAUAUCGACGCCAACCCCGUUACACGUGUCGGUGAUGCUGUGUGGCAGGUGUUGGCGCAUAGUGUUGAUAAUCCGCCUGAGAAAACGGUGUAUCUUUACACGUAUCCGCAGAGGAAUUCCUUGUUUGUUGUGCUGAUUAUGUCGAGUGAGUUUGGGUGCAGAGCUGAUGCUGAGGGCCUCGUUGGGAUGUUCUGUUCUGCUGUUACUUCGUUUGUUAAUAAUCCUGACAUGUCAUUGUGCUGUAUGGAUGGUUAG